Messenger RNA from Acromyrmex echinatior (Panamanian leafcutter ant), 666 nucleotides. RefSeq lists its product as uncharacterized. The record is from RefSeq and is a predicted model, not a curated record. NCBI's taxonomy places the organism in Eukaryota, Metazoa, Arthropoda, Insecta, Hymenoptera, Formicidae.
AUGAGAAAUCAAUUCUUAAUUAAUGAAAAAGAACAGGUAGCAAAAAACUUGUAUAAAAUUGAAUAUAAAUUCAAGAUUGACAGAGAAAGGUUCAAAAAGGAAUUAUAUAAUCAUGUGUUGAAUCUAGUUAGUAUAUUUCAAGUUGAAAUAUUAAAUCAUAUGCCAUGUUCUAUACCCAAUUUAUUGUCGGAAAAUAUAGCUGUAAAGAAUCAGUUGUCAAUGAUCAUGGAAAACGCAGCUUCUAAAACACAAGACUACAGCCUGCUCUCAAAUGCAGCAAAAGAACACAAAAGAGAAAUUCGUAAUAUACAUUUACGCACGACAAGAUCUACAGUAAUUUCUGAAUUAGAAAAAUCUAUAAUCACAAUGUUACGUAAUAUUCGCAAAGUAGCGAAUGUUAAUUUAUCCAAAUUAGACAAAUUUAAUUAUUUCACUGAAGAGCAAUAUAUGAUGAAUAAAGAUAAUGCUAGAAUUCUAGCGGACAAAUGUGAGAUACGCUUGAAAAAUAUAGAACUGUUACUUUACUGCGAAAAAGAAAAACUUAAUAAUGCAAAGAAUCAAAAGAGAUGGUUAUCUAAUCAAUUGCAAGAACAAUUGCAAAUUUUAUACGACGUUAAACAUGUGUUAAAACAAUUCAAAAUAAAUGAUCAUGAACAACAAAAAUGA